AUGGCAGACGCCGUUCCAGAACGAACGGUGCGUGCCGUCGUUCUGCCGUGCGGAGCAAAGGGCACCUUCAAAGGAGAAGUGUACGAACACACCGUUCGGGUCCAAGCGGACGACGGUCGUUCGACACCGGGCUUCUUCUUUUGGAUCUUUCGCUGGAUGGUGGACUUUCUCGGAGGGACACCUAACCACAACAUUUCUGGAAGGAGUCGGGAUGGCAUCGUCGGUCGGGCGGCGGCCGUGUUGGCGGACGGUUUGUCGUCGUCCGAGCCCGAGCAGGACGAGCAGCAGGAGAAGGACGAGCAGGAGGACUCGCAGGAGGCAGUUAUGCCGUCUGCGGGGGAUCACGUCAGCAAGAGCAGUACGAUGACGAAGCACGAGCGGAUCCACAAGAGAAAGGCCAAGAGCAAGCCGGUCAAAGAGGAGCCGGCCGAGCCGGGCGUGGUGAAAGAGGAGCCGGACGGGGAGGGCGAUAUGCCAGAGGAGGAUGAUGAGGAGGACGACGACGAGCUAGUGCGAAAGGGCGACUUCUGCCUUUCGUCCUUCGCUUGCAUAUGCUGGUUGGCUCAGCUGAUGGCCAAAGGCCCCAGAGCCAAUUCCAAAUGGAAUUUGGACCCCGCCGAAGUUCGUUCCCGUGCCGAGGCACUGCUGGAAGGAGUGCGGGAUUGGUUUUGGCAGGACGUUCGAGGUCGUUCGUUUGAGGUUCUGCAAGGCCAGCUGGCCGUCGACAAACUCGCGACGGCGUUCGGUCAGGUCGCCGGGAAAAUUUUUGGGAAAAAAAAAGUUGUGCCAGUCGUUGAGGCCUUGCGGGUUUUGCAGGCCGACAGCGUGCGACGUUCGCUGAGCCAGGACCGUCGACGGCUGGCCGAAAAGAUCUUCAGCCGUUUGGUGGCGAGACUUGCCGAGGCCAUCGAUGCGUCGAAAGGAAAGACUGUCUGGAUGGCCAACCGUGUUGAGACAGCUCGCGGCUACCGGAAGGUCUCGCACGGCUGUCAAGAGGCCGUUCUGCAGGCAGGGGCGGCAGCCGGGCCGUCCAUUGCAGCUGCUUUACAGUCUCAGAAACACUUGACGUCGUCCGUCGAGGAGAAGACCACCCGGAACCGGGACAAACCAGGCAAGUUUUUGGAGUCAGAGCGACUCUCGUACUGCAGCAUCGGACAGUCGACGUUCUCGUCGACUACCGUCCUCAGCGUGGUCGCGGAUGCCGUUCACGUCGGCGACGACGACUGGUUGAACGUCUUCGUGUGCGAUCCUGGCUGCGACGUGUCGUUCUUUUGCCCGCCACAGGUGAAGAAGGGAACCUGCCUCACGGCCGAGAACUUCGUGGACAUGUGGCAGGGCCGCAUCACGAAAUUUUCCAAAAGGCCGGCACCAAAGCGACAGGCCACUCAGGAGUGGCUGCGGGACGUUUCGCACAGCCUCUCGGCCGUCGGCUGGAGUUGGUCCUCGUGUGGCCCCUCGGCCGACAGUGCCAAGAGGCCCAACGUGAUCGUGCUCUGCACCGAUCAGGAAGCGACACAGUUGGCGGCCGUGUACUAUCUCAAGUUUGGUCGCUCGCUGUUCGUGGAGUUCGUCAACGACCCCGCCCACAGGAGCCAUAACGACGUUCAUCUCGCUUUGGCGUCGGCGGGACUGUUGACAUUCGCCCUCGUCUCGCUCGGCCUCUACAACGUUCGGUACGGGCCGUGGAACAAAGGAACCUGGUUCGGCAAGGUCCAGAGCAUGGCCGACGAAAUGAGCAGUUCCAUGUCGCCCUCCGACCCGCUCCUUUUGACGUUCUUCCCGGACAUCCUGCCCGAUGAGGGUCGUUCGCAGGAGGAGAACACGGAGGAGAAUCGGCGGCUUUUUUUGGAGGGCCUGCCGAACAGGUCGUUCGUUCGGUCCAAGGGAAGCAAGGCCUCGCACUCUCGCUUCAACAGCUUGGCCAGCGCCCAUUCGGAAUUGGACAGGGGCUGGUCGUCGUUCUGUUUAGUUUUGGCCGCUUUGUGCAUCGCCGAAGGCUGGACGACGAGUGCCUCGGCACUCUGGGCUCCCGGAGCCGGCAAGGUGCAGGAGGCCAGCAGUGGAAGCAGGUCAGCGGCGAAGGCGGCCGCUCGCAAAACGAUGCAGCAACAGCGAAGCGGUUCGGUCAACACUCUACACGGCAUGACGUCCUUCGCAUGCAGCCCUGACAACCGAUCGCUGGCGAGAACGAUUUUUUUCGUGCUGCAACUUGAAGGCAUUCGCUGCAGCAAGAUGCUCGAGGAGCUCAGGUCUUUCGAUGCAACCGUGUCCACGUAUGCCGCUUGGGCCCACUGGGGCUACGUGGAGACCGCUCGAGAGCACUUGGUUCGUCUCUCGGACCUGGCUGCCUUGCAGCGACUGGGCUUGAACAUGGCCAUGGACCAUGACGACGAUUGCGACGAAGCCGCCCUCGUCUACCAGGACACUCUGGCUCGACGGCUGCCGAGCACGAAUGGUUGGGGUGCUACCGCUGGGCUCCUCCACGACAGCACGGCCUCUCGCCAGGCCAGUCUCCAGUUUUUGAAGGCGGUGGACGUGACUGUGAAGGCCGUACAGGAGACCGGGUCUCUCAACCCCAAGACAAUGCUCGAGGGCCAUCCGGCCACAGGGCCUGUCAUGGGCAUGGUGUUGGCCGAGCUGCGUGCGGCGUCCUUCGUCGAGGUCGCGCCUGGGACGUUCGACUUUCUGCGGCGUUGCUGGGGCGGCCUCUUGAAUUCGAAGUUGGUCGAAGAUGCCAACAAAGUGCAGCGUGAGGCAGAACAGAGAAACGGGACUGCCAAGACUCUCGGCCGCCUGGAAGGGUGGCAUGGCCUCUCGAGGAAGAGGCUCAAGCCCAACGGCACCCUGGUCACCCUUCCCACAUCGUUCGAUGCCGAUGCCUGGUUCGUUCGCAAAAGAGGCGAGCAGCCCGCCGUGGCGGAGGAGACUGCAGAGGAGGCCAUUUGCAAAGGGGUCAGCCAGGCUCGCACUUGGGCGUCCCACACUCCCGACUCUGAGCAGGACAAGCUCGCUGGCUUCUCGUUGUUGGCGAAGGUGGUUCGGGAGUCGAAGGACUGGUCCUUCGUCGAGAAAGGGUGGUGGUCUUCUCUGGUCCCAGAGGGGCACGGCCUCGCCUUCCCGGGCUCAGACAGCGUCUGCUUCGUCGUCCGGACGUACAAGCGAGCGGCCUUGGUGUGGCCGGCCACUUUGGACAAGGGUCCUUCGGGCGUUGAGAGACUCGUGCUCGACACAACUGCGGCCUCUCUGUGCUGGGUGCACGUGUUCGACGAGAACGUCGAGGUUCUCGAUCUCGUGGCCACGUCGCCACAGCGUGUCCUGGCCGCUUUGAACUCGGGAAUCUCCUGCUCUGGCCGAGGCUUGCGGUCUCUCGGCGAGACCAGGCCUCUGGGAGUGGCCUUUCGUGUGCAGGCCCGGCAGUCGUUGCUCCGCCACCACGAGCUGCACGGGUUCGCGGGAGUGCCAGAGUGGUCUCUGCGGAAGCUUGCCCAGGCCAAAAAGUGGCCGGUCUCGGUCCAGGAGGCAGGACACGACGAAGACGACCGCCUAGCGAUAGUUUGUUUGCUGUCGCUCGACCCUUCGUUGGUCAAGGAAGAAGUGGUCGGCCGCUUGCUGAGCCGCCAAGAGGCCGCUCCCUGGUCGAUCGACACGGGCAUCGACUUGGAGGAGCUCGUGCGGGACACCAUGCUGGCCGCAGAUCAGGAGCAGGCGCUCAAGCAUCUGGCGAACAGAAAGGCCGGUCAGGCGUCGGCCAAGGACGUGCGGAAGAGGGCCUCUCACACCUACGAGCACGUGGCCAAAACGUUUGCUUGUCGGCCGGAGUACAAGAAGUUCCAGGCCCAGCGAAAGGAGAAGGAGAAGAAGGCCGUUCAGGAGCAGAAAGCACGGGCGGCCGAGGCGAAGAGGGUCUACGACGACGUGAACGUGGACGUCGACCGGGUCCUCAAGGCUGCCGUGCCACCGGGCGUUCGUGUGUACACCGACGACCGGAACGGCCGAUGGAGCCUCACGUACAGCACGGCCUGGGCCUUCGCCACCAGAAGCAUUUCCUGGACUCAGGUCGGCAGCAAGCCGGCCGGGCGGGCUGCGGGAGACGUUCGCGGGCCUCGCCAUGUCGGACGAGGCCGCAACGAUCCUGAAGAAGUUGUCGGCCUGAGUGCUCCUGGUCGUUCCUGGAAGCUUUCACGGUGGACGUCCCUUCUUUUGCUGGAAGUUCGGAAGCAGUCACUCGAACGAGCUCCGUGCUUCGAAAAGGUUGCAGCUGCAGACCACCAGUUUCAGUGCAUAAGCAGCUUUCGUUAG
Symbiodinium sp. CCMP2592 is the source of this 4299-nucleotide messenger RNA. The record is from the annotation of a GenBank genome assembly. NCBI's taxonomy places the organism in Eukaryota, Dinophyceae, Suessiales, Symbiodiniaceae.